UUGUGUAAAUAUCUACAGGACAAGUGACUUAUCAGUAUAAUCUUCUACAUUUAGUAUAUUGUUCGUUGUGUGUGAAUUGAUGCAGAAAUGUUGAGAGAAGUCACCUUGUACUGACGAAACACCUCAUUUGAAGUGAACUUACUCUUCCUAUCAUCGUGUUGCAUUUGGGAUAAAUCAGUUUCUCGACUAAUUCCAUGUGUUUUCUUUAGGGAAUUUCGUUGACGUUUAGCUCAGUUUCCUUGUGACGCAUUAUUUUCAUAUCCAUCUCGUUCCUAAACCAUCUCUAGUACGGAAACAAUAGAGCGCGGGAAAUCUUGAAAUGGCUUUGAACAGCGCGGGUGAGGAGGCACAGUCCCUAUCUUCCCUCGGGCUGUACGAGGCACAAUUCUUUGGUUUCACUCCUAAGACUUGCAUGUGGAGGGUACACAGCGCCUUCCAGGACUGCCUGAAUGAACUAUUGCUUAUUAUAGAAGAAGUGUUUGUAAGAAAGCUAAGCACCACUGAGCCCAGUGGAGAGCAACUACGUUCAACUGCAAGACAAUGCACCCAAAAGUUACAGAUUUUUCUUCAGGAACGCUUUAAAAGUCUUUCCGGUCGCAUGGAAACGUUUCUGGUCAACAAAGUCUUCUCAGUCCCCUCUAAUGUGUUAUUGCCUGAAGACCAGCCACACGAAAAGUACCCUCAAGGUUUAGAGGAGGUUCUUAAGCUGGAGUCUUCCUUGACAGACCUACAGCAGGCAUACCAGACAGAGCUGUGUGCCAGGCAGGCCUUGCUGGCUGAACUAGAUGAGCAGAGAGAUGUCCGAGAGCAACUAGAUGGAAUCCUGAAGUGGAUCGAAGAACUACAGGCUAUGUGGAUGCAAGAGGGAAUGGGAAGCUUUAACAGCAGCUUCCAUGGGAUGAUUCAGUCAGUCAGGAAACUGCAGACUGUUAUCGGGGAGAUCAGUAAGUAAAGCAAAGGACUGGAUGAGGACUGUUCAGUCGGAUGAGCCUGAAUGCAGAUGAAGACAGUGGUUUAUGUUGUUGCGUUACUAAGUGGGAUUGAAAUGGAUUUAAUUGUGAUUGAUCUUUACUCUGGAUGAAAAUAUGUAUAUCGAUAAAUGCAUUGUCUUCCUUAGUUAACUUUAUUUCCAUAGUUGCCACAAGAGGGAAGCAUUUCUUUGUUGCCAUCUCCACAAUUGACCAAGCAUUGCAUGUGUACAGUGAAUUAUUUGUCCUUUGUUCUGUAAUAUAAUUUCAGCUGAAUCAAUAUAAACAUUUAACUGUUGACUAAUUUUGAAUUAAUAAAAGUUCGAUUUUGUGA
Messenger RNA from Esox lucius (northern pike), 1302 nucleotides. It is a transcript of the gene mis12, whose product is annotated as MIS12 kinetochore complex component. Gene Ontology annotation, biological process: mitotic sister chromatid segregation; protein localization to kinetochore; kinetochore assembly. Bases 320 to 952 code for a protein of 210 amino acids. The transcript has 2 exons. Lineage: Eukaryota; Metazoa; Chordata; Actinopteri; Esociformes; Esocidae. The record is from RefSeq and is a predicted model, not a curated record. Gene Ontology annotation, cellular component: nucleus; chromosome, centromeric region.